Molecule: messenger RNA, 1173 nt
Organism: Lactuca sativa (garden lettuce)
Lineage: Eukaryota; Viridiplantae; Streptophyta; Magnoliopsida; Asterales; Asteraceae
Gene: UCP3
Product: Mitochondrial substrate carrier family protein
Biological process (GO): transmembrane transport
Source: RefSeq, a predicted model, not a curated record
UGGACAUAGCUGGUAAUCCAUAAAAAAAAAACGUAAAAUAAGAGUCCGAGUUAGCUAUUAUAACAGGCUAACAGCGUAGGGGAUUAAUCAGAGCCCCUGCAAUUUUGAUGGCUCAGCAACAAAGCCAGCCGAGAUCCAACGCCGUCAACAAGAUCGCACUGGCGUCGCUAUCUGCAAUGGUGGCGGAAACCACCACCUUCCCCAUCGAUAUAACCAAGACGAGGCUUCAAUUACACGGCAUAUCCCUCUCAACGACUCGCCGAGUCUCAGCAUUUCAGGUCGCCGCCGACAUCGUUCGCAAUGAAGGCGUAACAGGACUGUACAAAGGCUUAUCACCUGCGCUUAUUAGACACAUUUUCUAUACACCGAUUCGAACCGUUGGUUAUGAACAAUUGCGUCACGCUUUCCUCAGUGAUGAUAGUCAACCUCUUUCUCUACCAAGUAAGGCACUCAUCGGAGGAUUUUCCGGCGUUAUUGCUCAGGUAGUAGCUAGCCCAGCUGACCUGGUCAAAGUCAGAAUGCAAGCAGAUGGUCAAAAAGUCAACCCCAGGUACACAACCCCACUCAACGCCUUACACAAAAUCAUAAACACCGAAGGCUUUUUCGGACUAUGGAGAGGCGUAUUCCCCAAUAUCCAAAGAGCAUUUUUAGUAAACAUGGGAGAAUUAGCAUGUUAUGAUCACGCAAAAACAUUCAUAAUUCACAAUAAAAUUGCUAAUGACAACAUUUACGCCCAUACUUUAGCCUCCAUGAUGUCUGGCCUUACAGCCACCACCAUAAGUUGCCCUGCAGAUGUUGUGAAAACUAGAAUGAUGAAUCAAGGGAUUAGUGAAGAAGGUAAGUUAAAGUAUAGGAAUUCUUAUGAUUGUGUUGUGAAGACUGUUAGAUUUGAAGGGAUUAGAGCUUUGUGGAAAGGGUUUUUUCCUACUUGGGCUAGGUUAGGGCCUUGGCAAUUUGUGUUUUGGGUGUCUUAUGAGAAAUUUAGGUUGAUUGUUGGGCUUCCUUCUUUUUAAUAAAGGGAGAAUUAGUAAUUUGUAGUUUUGUAAUUUUGUAAUUGGUGAGUAUGUAUUUGUUUUAAUAAAUUAUAAUGUAUGAACAUUGUGUUGUGCUGCUUUCAAAAUGGCACAUGUUGCUUUGAUAAACUGAAUUGGACAAUUGGAUAAUUUAGAUCGG